CCCAAACUCCUCCUUUCCUCACAAUGCUCAGGAGUGUAUUGUGGUGAACAUGGCAGAUGAGGAUUAAGACCCGGUAGGCGGCGGCGGCGGCGGCGGCUCCUGCUUCCUCCUCCUGCAGCUCGGAACCACCACGCCACUUGUUGGCUGCCUUUCGUGGACAUCCUUAGGAGAGGGAGGGAGGUGGUGUGAGGCAGUUGGAAAGGGAGGUAGCCUUCUGAAGCCAGCGAGCCGUGGUCUGUCCAUGAUUAUUUGGUCUGUGCAGGGCGGCGGGCAGAAGCAGGAAGCUUAAGCAUCCGAGGCCGCGCGUGCCUGUGAUGAUCCGGCUAUGGAGGGGCAGCGGGGGGGCUCCGACGGGGCUACCGGUUUGCCGAUGAGGCGAGGGACACGGCAGGGGCCCGCUGCCAGGAGCACAGCCAGCCACUGCUGCGACGAUCGGGUGCUACUGCUGCUGCUCGCCCUGCGCAGCAGCGGCGUUUCCCAGCUGGGACUGGGCGCCCUUUGCGUUGGAACUCCGCAUUGCUAUUCUUGCAGCUCCGCGUGAAAGGGAGGAGGAGGGCAAGCCAGGAGGAAGGACGGAGCAUUGAGAGGAGAGGGCAGAGCGCGACACGGCGAAUUGGCGGAGGAGGAGGAGGAGGAGAGAAGGGCAGGAGGACAGGCAGCAGCCGCCCACCCAGCAGCAGUACCACCAGCAGCAGCAGCAGCCAUGCUGCCUGGGGUGGGUGUGUUCGGCACCAGCCUGACCGCCCGGGUCAUCAUCCCGCUGCUAAAGGACGAGGGCUUCGCGGUCAAGGCGCUUUGGGGCCGCACUCAGGAAGAGGCGGAGGAGCUGGCCAAGGAGAUGAGCGUCCCUUUCUACACCAGCCGGAUAGACGAGGUCUUGCUGCACCAGGAUGUGGAUCUGGUCUGCAUCAACCUGCCGCCACCUCUGACCCGGCAGAUCGCUGUCAAAACUCUGGGAAUUGGGAAGAAUGUCAUCUGUGACCGAACAGCCACUCCACUUGAUGCCUUUAAUAUGAUGUCUGCUGCCCACUAUUACCCAAAGCUCAUGAGCAUCAUGGGUAACGUUCUCCGUUUCCUGCCUGCCUUUGUGAAGAUGAAGCAGCUGAUCCAAGAGGGCUAUGUUGGAGAGCUGCUUGUGUGUGAAGUACAGGUUCACAGUGGGAGCCUCCUAGGCAAGAAAUACAACUGGAGCUGUGAUGACUUGAUGGGAGGCGGGGGGUUGCACUCUGUUGGCACCUACAUCAUUGAUCUUUUGACUUUCCUCACCAGCCAGAAGGCAGUGAAAGUACACGGAUUGCUUAAGACAUUUGUUAAGCAGACAGACCAUAUCAAAGGAAUACGCCAAAUCACAAGUGAUGACUUUUGUACAUUUCAGAUGGUCUUAGAAGGCGGAGUGUGCUGCACUGUUACACUCAACUUCAAUGUUCCCGGGGAAUUUAAACAAGAUAUUAUUGUGGUAGGUUCCAGUGGGCGGCUGAUUGUAAUAGGCACUGAUUUAUAUGGACAGAGCAAUAGCUCAGCACAAAAGGAGCUCCUUCUAAAGGACUCCACACCAGUUAGCAACUCCUUGAUACCCGAGAAGGCCUUCAGUGACAUCCCAUCCCCUUACCUCCGGGGGACUAUAAAGAUGGUGCAGGCUGUCCGGCAGGCAUUUGAGGAUCAGGAUGACAGAAGAACCUGGGAUGGUCGGCCGCUCACAAUGGCUGCAACUUUUGAUGACUGCCUCUAUGCUUUGUGCGUGGUGGAUACCAUUAAAAAGUCAAACCAACUAGGGGAAUGGCAGAACAUUGUGAUUAUGACUGAAGAACCAGAAUUAAGCCCUGCCUACUUGAUCAGUGAAGCCAUGCGCAGGAGCAGAAUGUCUCUGUACUGCUAGCUUUCUGUCACAUCCUGGGGAAAAGUGGUGAAUCAAUGCAAUUCUUUCCUAAUAGAAGACAUGACCUGAUUGUCAGAUCUUAGACAAAUAAGUCAGUACAGGGGAUAAGCCCUUCCCAUUCAAACUCCAUUGCUUGGUUGGUGCUGAAAUAUUAGUUGCAUUUGAAAUGCCUGUGAUAGAUAGACAUAAAGGUUGUUCAAGAGCACGAUAAAAGAAAAAACCUGUAUUAACUGUUUACAAAAUAGCAUUAUAGGAAAGUAAAAUGGAAAUCUGUUCAUGACUUUCAGGCACAUAGCUGAUUCAAUUGUGUUUACUGUGAAAACUGUUCAGGAAAGUCUGGUUGGACAUUUUUCACCAGCCAGCAGGCUGUGAAGAUGCUAAAAUGUCAGAAAGUCCUUUGUGGCGGACUGGCUUCUGACACGAAUGCUUCCUAGUAGCCCUGCUAAUAAGAGCAUGCUAAUUUAUCACGGUUACAUUCAGUAGUGAACCAUGCAUCUGCAUGAGUUAAUAGGCAAAAUAAUAACACUUGGCAUGAAUGUGUCAUAGGAAAAAAGUUGGCAAUUUGGUUUUCAUAGAUAAUAUGAACCCUCAAUGUUGUACCUGCCCCCGGGUAAUUGACUAUAAACUUAAUGAUUUUAAAAGUAGAAAUUGUUUGAAGACAGUAGCAUGUUUCCACAUAUUUAUGCUAAGCUUCAUUACGAAGCACUGAUAUCUGUGGAGAAAUAGGGAAUGUGCAAAAAUUAUCUACAAUGUGGCCUCCCGGUUUUCAGAUGUUCUCUGAUUUUUGGCAAGCUCCAAAGGGAGAGCUAAAUUAGACUGUUGUAGCAAAACCAAAAAAAGCACCCUGUAGCACCUUAAAUACCAAUUAUUUAACACAUUUAUUGUGGUAUAAGCUUUCAUGUCCACUUCAUCAGGUGUAUGAAGUAGGUCAUCUGACAAAGUGAGUCUAGCCCACACAAGCGUAUGCUACAACAAAUUUGUUAAGGUUCUAGGUGUCCCAGGAUUCUUUGUUUCUGAUUUUUGGGCCUUAUUUCUAGGCUCCCGACUGGGCCAAAAUUCAGCACAUCAUAUGUUCAUCAACUAAAGAUAACAGCUUACAUGCUAUGCAGUUAUAUGGAGCCUUUGGGCUCCACCUCAGAGGUGCAGUGGACUUGGAAUCAGGCCCUGAUGCUAUUCAGAAGCAGCCGUUUCUGCCAGCAGCAUUGCCACAUUUAUUACAAUAGCCAUGAAUGGAGAAAACUGGGGUAAUACUGCUUGCAAAACUGCUGCUUCUGAACAGUGCCAGGGCUUGCUGCUGAGUUCACAGCAGCCCCAGGCAGAGCCUUGCGGCUCCAUAUGACUGCACAACAUGCUUUAGGUGGAAAUCAUAGAAAGCAUCAUUUGGCUAAAGGUGAAUGAUGACCUUCCCCAAGUUAUUCACCAACAAUAUGAAUGAUACUUUUUGAGAGUCAGAGAUGGACACUCUUCUCUUGUUAGGAGGUGAUCUCCAUGAUAACGACCCCAUGAUUGGAGUCUCAUACAGCCAAGUUGUGAUAAUUUUGCAGUCUUGCUUUCUGUUCCUUGAUGGCAACAGAUGGGCCUGUUGGUUAUGUUGCUGAACCCUGUGAGAUCAUUUAUCUACAUCAGGCAUCCCCAAACUGCGCCCCUCCAGAUGUUGCUGAACUACAAUUCCCAUCAUCCCAGCCACAAUACAUUGUAGCUGGGGGUGAUGGGAAUUGUACUUCAGCAACAUCUGGAGGGCCGCAGUUUGGGGAUGCCUGAUCUACAUCUUCACACAGGAGAGACCACAUCAAUUCCACAUCAAGAUCAGUGAGGAUUAAAAGAAAGAAUUGUUGCUUUUUGUAUUUGAUGUUGUUAAAAGGUGGCUGUGACAUCCAUGUCGAAUUUUAAAUCUAAUAUUACUGUUAUCUCUGGUAGCAGAUACUGCUAGAUUAUAUGUGUAGCAGAUUAAGCCUUUGUCUCAGAGCCAGCUCAUGUGAGUGCGGGCAGGGAAUGCCAAACCACCCCCUGAUUGGCAGUGUCUGAACCCCCUGGGCUUGGUGUGAAAUAUCCCAGGGAAAACUCUCUUAACUUUGCUAACAAACAAAGUAUGGGGAACUUAGUUCCACGUGACAUGAGUAGCUGGCAAGUGAUCAGUGGAGACUGGUUUUGCACUAAAGGAGCAUCCCCUCCUUCUCAGAGUUAACAAACUACUCUGUGAAGCUUUAGAAGAAAAAGCAAGAAAACAUUUUAUUAAAAAGCUACAACAAUAGGUUGUCUUAGGCUUCUCAGCUUUUGGGAUAUAAUUAAAAAUACUUAGAAAGUUACAAAAUUACUUCAAAAGCACCGAGAGUGUUCAGGGCGGCACACUUUGGAACCUAGACACUCAGUUGCAGAGCUUGCUCUCUCCACAGACGAGCGGGGAGCAGGGAGGCAGCCCUGGGUGGCUGGAUUGGCCGCCCACACGACUGCCGGGGGGGGGGGUUCGGGGGCCGUGCAGCCCCCGGAAGCUCCAGCAAGCCCUGUGCGAGCAUGCUGGAGAGACCCCCGAGCUGGGAGGCUGCUUUUAAGCCUCCCGGUCAGGGGUCUACUCAUGAGUUGCUGCAGAUUAGCAGAGCACUUGCUACGCUAACCUCAGCUAAGGGGAGGGGCAUUUCAGCGGGUUACCCGCUUUGGUGAGACCGGGCUCGGCUGCGAGCCUGGUGGUUCUCACGGUCAUACAAAAUCGGGCUAGGCUCCCUUAGCCCGAUUUUGUAUGACCGUGAGAAUAGCCUCAAGGGUUAACUUCCUGUUAACUCUUUAGGUGGGGGAGCUGGUCACUACAAUAUGUAUAUCCAUAUCAAACACCAAGCUGAUGCUUCUAACAAAAGUGGUAUGGGCAUUCUAGAAUUAGAGGCUUCUCUUUCUGUGUAGCCACUGAAGAUGGCACAUCUGCCUAAAUUUUAAACUGUGUCUAAACCGUAUUGAUUAUCAUGGUUUGCCCUUAGAAACAGCAUUGCCAGCUCACAACGCAGAGAAUCCUCCUGUCUCCUUGGCAGCCCUGCAGCUGUAAAGGAGGACUCGGCUGCAGCUUCUGCUUCCCUCCGCCCAGGAUCCCCUUGCCUACCCUCAGGUAUCACCUGCUGGAAUAAGCAAGUCUCUUGUUUUACCACACAGCAGGAAGAAACUGUCAAAAAGAUAGGAUUGUUCUCUGGGUUGCCACUUGGUAAUUCUACUGGGAGUUGUAACUUUGUGAGCUUGCUGUCAGUCUUUAAGGGCCUCUUCACAAAACUGUAGUUUUCAAGAUUCCUGGGAGAAGGGGGUACCGGGAGCCAACAAGAGUUACUGGUGUAUAAUGUAGACAUGCCUUUAAACUCUACUGUUUCUUGUGUGUCAGUCAUCACCAGUUUACAUAGGAUAUUAACAAAACAUGACUGAAUGCCCAAAAUACAGCAAGUUACAGAAAUAUUAAUUAAGGGCCAGAUUACACUUUGCUGAUGUGGCCUGAUCCAAUGUGGAACAGAAAAAGCUACAUUAAUGCCAGGAAUUAGAUUGAGCUCUGUGUGAGUAAGGAGUUCAGUGGGACAUCGUAGAAACUGCUAAGCCACUGUUGCACCCCUACAAUAAUACACAAUUGCAGUCAAUUCAUGCGUUCUUUAAGGUAUAAAACACUGAAGGGAAGGUAAAGAAGGGACUAUUCUGCCUCUGGCUAUACCAGUGCCAAGUUAUCUGGUUAUCUGAGUGGUAUAUGCUUGAAUCUUGGCGUCCUCUACCUAGAUGAUAGGGAAUUUGAGAAGUAAUCUGCUAACCACAGGCUGUUCCAGACCAUUAUGAAUGACCUCUACUACAGGACAGCCUUAAAGGUACAAAGCAAAAUAAUGUUAUUGCCCUACAAUUGGGUGUUUCCCUUGAUAGCUGCAUUUCAUUGGCAACGUUCCACCUAUGCAGGUAGUCCAUGCCUAUGCUUUGAAAAUAUUGAAGUUGCCUUUUGAUUGAUAGAUAGAUAGAUAGAUAGAUAGACAGACUUUAUUACGAUCGUAGAUCAGACUGUACAACAAAAAACAUUACUUAAGACUAGAGCGUAUAAUACAAAUUGUCUUUUGAUACAGGGGUCUGCGUUGUCGAAACAGAGGGGCAGACCCAUCUGUAAACAUUUGAGGAAUUCUUGCUGCAUUUUACUGAGUUCUCCCCAAAUAUAAUUUCUCCCCCACAAAAAGUGUCUUUCUUCUCCCUGCAUAAAACUUGAGUUUCCCUCAAGUUUCCCCUCUGUCUGCACCCCUGUGUACAAAUAUAGAUUAGAUAAAUUCCCAUCUUCAGGGCCUGGAGCAUUUCCAGACAGGGCUUUUAGCUCACUUCUCUUGAAUGGUGUGUGUUCGCAUAUCGGUCAGAUAUACCCCGAAGUCCCUGCAAGCUAUCGGGGAGCACUUCACAAAUGAUUUGGCCUAUUCAUUUUCCUUUAAGAGUGUAGCCCAAUUUAUGUCUGGGGUAAAAAAAAACUACUUUGACUGGGGGCAAAUUCAAAAUCGCAGUAAACCCUCUCAGUAAACCCGGGCCGCAGUAAAGCCUGCUGUCUGGAAAUGCUCCUGUUCAACAAAAGACAAAAAGCUCACAAAAAGCGGAAGUCAAAGAAUCAGGGUGCUCUUCAUGAAGAGGACCUUGAUCAAAACAUUGGCUUCUUUGGGGAAGGUUUCAAUGGCAGUAACUGUGUGAUAAAAGAAAGCUCUGUUUCUACGCAGGUAAAUCAAUAGUCCAAGUUAGUUCCUGAUGUUAUCCUGUUCAUUUUUAUGCCUUUACAUAUUCAACAAAAUUCCUUUUAUACAAAAAAAUGAUUCAGUUCAUUCAAGAAAAGAGCACUCUUAGAAUCAACGGGCGUUAUUUUCAAAUUGUACAACGAAUUCCAACUUAAACACCUAUAGAUAUAUUUCCCAAGGUCUGUACAUAAUCACUCAGCUUACAUUGGCUCUGGAACAUCAUAACUACCAGAGCUCAACAGUGAAGUGGAAUCUGUUUAUCUUUCCCUUUGGUAUCUACCAGUCUUUAAGAGUUUAAAGCCUGCUUUGCAGCUAGUUACUGCAUUAUCUCAGUACUGUACUUCAUCGCAUCUUUAAUCACUGAGUGAUGUUCUUUGAACAGCUCCACAGGGCCUGUUACCUCUUCCUGCUCCUGUCUUAAACUCACUGAUCCUGCCAAACUGCCUGAAAGGACCAGCUGCCAAUGGAGGGGUAAGUGAGUAGGAUGGACGCAGGAACGGGUUGGAUGGCAACACUAAGGAGAAGAGAACACUUCACUGCUAAAAUGAUCUUUAAUUUCCCCAGACACCUAGAUCCUUGUGCUCAGCAGCACAAUGCACACAGCUGCUGCUCACAAGGUCUCGCCAUGUGCACAUGGAACUAGUAGGCGGGGCAAAUAACAUAAAGUAGAAUAUAUUUAGCAGAGGGAAGGGGGAGGAAGUUUCAGAUGUCUUCAGAAAUGAAACUUUGCUUCAGAGGGUAACUUUGUUCUGAAAAAUUUGAUAUAGAUAAUCAAAGGUCCUGUACUUGAUGUUGCUGCAGUGCCAGCCACCCUAAAGUCUUGAAAAGCACUUGAAGAAUGCCUAACAUGUUUACUUUAUCAUGAUGCAUAGGUUUUCAGUUUUAAAACACAACAACACAGCCAAACCUGCUUGUGUCAUCCUGCCGUUUCAUUCCAGCAUAGGCAGGUCUGGUCAAGUCGGGCAUCUCUUUGUUUUGCUGCCAUUCUCAUUAAACAAGAUGGUGCAGUAAAGAUGUUUUUAAAAAGCAAGCAAGCAAAGAAAAAAAGUUAUUUAAAAAAAAAGAAAGCAGAAAACAUUGGUACCCAGCUCUGUAAAUCUUUUUAUGUAUAGAGUUAGCAUACCAUCUUCUGCCCAUGGCUGACUGCAGCUCCUUUCUUCAUCUGGUUCUUGAAUGAUGCCUUGUUUUUGCUUUUUGUGUGUUUUAUUAUGUUUAACCUUAAAAAAACAAAUCUGAGUGUACAUUUAUUGCUGUAUUAUAUAUAUUUAUUGUGUUUUACAAACAUAUAUAUGUAUAUAUAGAGAGAGAUACAAGAUGCAAACUAUAUAAUAUAUAAAAUGUCAAUGCAUGGACAUUUUAUGUACAGUAGAUAUUUUAAAGAAGUUAUUUAUCAAACAAAAGACGUGUGUGUGAUAAAAAAAAGAGUCUAUAUUUUAUAUAUCUAUACUGUAGAUAACAAAAUGAAACAACAUUUAAACUACUGUAUAGCAAAAGGAUUUGGGGAUAUUUUUUAAAGGAAAGAGCAAAAGCUGUGAUUGUCUCUAGUCUUUUAAUAGCCCAGCUACUUUGAAAGGAAGCUACCUGCUGUGGCCCUCAGCUGCCCCCAAAGCUGCCUUUUUGGCCUGCUCCCUGGAAGGACAAUCUUCUUGUGUUACCUUUUUUAUUUUUUAUUUUUUUUAAACAUUGCUUGGAGAAUGUGGUUCCUUAUAGUCAGCCAUGAGCAUAUGUGCGGCUUAAAACAUGGUUUCCUGCUGUUCUAACAUAUUUGAAUUUAUGGAAUACAAAGAAUCUAUACAAUGAAUAAAGACAUAAAAGGAGAUAGGA
Hemicordylus capensis (graceful crag lizard) is the source of this 8409-nucleotide messenger RNA. It is a transcript of the gene GFOD1, whose product is annotated as glucose-fructose oxidoreductase domain containing 1. The record is from RefSeq and is a predicted model, not a curated record. The transcript is spliced from 2 exons. Gene Ontology annotation, molecular function: nucleotide binding. Bases 704 to 1876 code for a protein of 390 amino acids. Lineage: Eukaryota; Metazoa; Chordata; Lepidosauria; Squamata; Cordylidae.